Cyclocybe aegerita is the source of this 4074-nucleotide messenger RNA. The record is from the annotation of a GenBank genome assembly. Lineage: Eukaryota; Fungi; Basidiomycota; Agaricomycetes; Agaricales; Hemipholiotaceae.
AUGGCCGUCCAGGACGUAGAGUACCGUCAGGCAGAUACUCAAUCCUCCUUCCUAGGUGCUCUCGGCAUGCUGUCCUCCUCCCACUCUUCCGUUGACUUUGCCGGCAAGGUCGACCUCACAGGGCAAGCACACUCCUCGCCAUGUCGCAUAACUCACUGCCUUUCUGUCCCAGAGAUCACCGACGUCGCGGUGCACGACGUCCUCGGCACGAUCAUUUCGUCAUGGACCCCGAACAGGCUAUCGCGAACGCUCCUUGAACAAGUACCUCUACCCAGACUAACCCCAACUCAACCCUCCGUUUUCAGUCUCGCCACCCAUGUCCUCAAGGCCCAGCUCGUCAACCUCACGAGCCGGCUCCGGUCUCUCGAAGCGGAGAACAGCAGUCUCAACAAGGACAACACGACCAUCAUGGCCGAGAACAGCAACCUCAGGUGCACCAACACAAUUCUCGUCUCCGACCUGAGCACCCUCAACGGCGAAUUGACCAAGCUACGAGAAAACAACGAGAAGGCCAUCCAAACGGACAAGUUCAAAGAGGACGAAGCGAACCUUCAGGAAGACGCCUGGCUGGACAGGAAGAACAGCGAACCCUCUCCGCCAAUGAGUGAAGCAGACCUGACUCUUGUCGAUAGAUCCUUCGCCACACACGACUUUGAAUUCCUUGAAGACGCUACAACGAAUCUUACAAAGAACUUUGAAACGAAGGAAAGCCAUCAAGACGAGCAACAUCGGAACGUCCUCAACUUGGCAUCGAUCUCAACAUCUCCGUCAACUGUAAUGUCAUCCAGCACGAGCACAAACACAAAGACGAACACAGCAGCCACAGCAGCCAAGGAACCUCUCAUUAACGUUCGCAUCAAUCGACCUCGAAGCAGGACCUACCCAAUCCCAACGCUUCGCCGAAUCGCAACGAAGACUCAACAACAGCCGAUCCGGAUACCCUCGGCCGUCAAAGAGAUCCACAAACGCAAGGCUUCAUCAUCUAGAAAGCUAACUACCUCCCACAUUCGAUCCUCAACUCUCUCGCCUUCGGAUUCAGCUUCGCCUUCGACUUCGACAUCGAUGGUCUCUAGCUUCAGUGUGUCCCUGAACUCCGGUUUCUCGUUUAAGGACCAGGAUAAGGACCGCAUUCAUACUGACGCUAAAAGCAGGGCUACGAUGAAGACCAUGAAGCUUAAGUCUAAGUCAAGUGAGGAUCAGGCGCCUGGUAGUGAGAACGAGAAGGGGGUUUCAACACCCCCGUCUUCUCCUACCCCUCAUCUUCGUAUUUCUCCGACCCUUGAUACCCCGGGCUCUCAUCGGACCUCACCUGGCUCCGGUUCUGACUUUGUCAAACCUUUGUCGCUCAAACCUCAGAAACUCAAUGUCCCUUCUCCCACUCGUGUUGCAAGAGCUACCGUUCCUGCGUCUCCAAUCCCCCGACCGCCUCGUUCGCCACACCGCCCUGUUUCUACCCUUCGUAUUCCACUUCGCUCUCCCGCUAGGAGACGCUCUAGAAGCACUUCUCGAACUCGCAAUGCUAACACAUCUAGCACAACCAACACGCCAGCAAAGAAGAGGCCGGCUUUGCAAGCUCUGGACGUCAAUGCGAGCAAGCCUCGGGUUGCCAACGGAUCAAAGACAAUGCCACCAAAGGUCAAGCCACUGCGACCAAAACGAUCGGCGAAGGAUCUGGGCAAACGCCGUGGUGUCAUUCUGACUGAACGACUGCAAGGACUCGCGUCGCCUACGAAGGAUGCGGAUGGAACAAAGACUUCUCCUCACCCCUUGAAGGACGUUGCUCCUGCGAAAAGACAGGAUUCAUGCCAAACCGCUCUCGCUUCUACCAAUAGCGUGUCUACAGACUCGUUGCAGACCGAACUGGCCUCGGUCGAUUCCAUGUGUUCUGUUGUGCGUACGGACGGCCAUAGCUCCGAAGACGCAUAUAGCGACCUGGAUGGCGAUAGAAAGGUGAAAGACGCUCAGCUCAAUGUCAAACGUCACGACAAACCUGAUUCCGACAAGCAGCAAGACAACAACCCCAAAGACAUGGCGACCGACAAUGCAGCUUCUGCGAAGUUAUGUUCCUCUGUGCUAGCUUCUCUGGAGAGGAUCUGUGCUGCUUUUAGCGGCAGCGACCUUGGCUCACUCGAGAUGACUAUCAGCGAAGAGGGCGAGGGCGUAGUGGAAGAGGAUGUGUUUGAGAGUGCCGUGGUUGGGGGCGGUGGUGCAAAGAAAACAGGAGAGGAGCAGAGCCAGACCGUGACUAAGGAGAGGCAGGUCGCGGUUGCGGCGGAGAGUGCUGGUGCCGGUGUUGAUGAGGACUCGGAGGACCAAGAAGGGGACGAAACCCUCCGUAUCGCCGCUAGCGAUCUCUCAAGAACGGUUGGUCUAUCAAGGAGCCUGAGUCUGCUGCCACAGAUUCGGAGGGCGUUGAUGCUGGAGUCCGAGUGUGGCGACUCGGAGGAGGAAGAUUUGGAUCUCGACCUAGACUCCCAGCUGAAAUCAACGACGGAUACGACUGAAGACUUCUUCGCGGACUCUGCUCGUGCCUCAGCUUGUCGCCCGUCGACGCCUGCAACGAAAUCAAAGUCUAGGAUUAGCGUACGUUCUAUGAUCUGGUCUGCUUCUACUGUUUCUGGUUCUACACCUCGUCGAGCGCCUGAUCUGUCUCCUGCAAAGCUCCUAGCCUACGACAAGCCUAGUCCAUCCAUUCUUUCCUCGUCAUCGAGCUCUUCAACCUCUCUCGCAUCUCAAAGUUCUUCCUCGGAUGCGUCGGUCGGGUCACCUACGACAUUCUCGCCUAGAGCUCGGAAACUUAGCCGUUCCAAGCUCCAGCUGCCUCCGAUGGUGCUGGGCUCUACCGCCCCGCGCGUUGGACAUGUCGCAUGUGCCUCACCGCCUCGGCCGAGUAAUCAAACAGAGCCUGUCGAGAGGCCCAAAAUUGGUGGUUCUCGUUCUGGCGUUUCUCCUAGAUCCAAGGAUCCUGCGUCAUCUGCUAUUGCCCGAUCACCACGUUCUCCGCCUUGUUCUAGCUCUGGCAAUCUGAAGACUGUUCCUUCGCCCAGCAAGGCGCAGAUAAAGACAUCUCCGAAGAAGACGGCAACGCAGCGUAGCCCUCCUCGGAAAUCAGCCAUUGCAGCUCCUCGCCCUGUCAUCUUUCCAGUUCGCAAACCUCAGAAUCCAGCAAAGACAGGGACUGAACCAAGAGUGUCCAUAGGCCGCAACCUUCUUCGCCAUCUUCCAAUUGGUGCAAGUACGAAGAUCACCAAGCCAGCAUCCAAACCGCCUAUAGCACCUGCUCCAGCAGCCUCUGCUGCCCAAAAAUCCUUCCUCGCCCCACCAACUGCCUUGCUCGCCCCACCCAGCCCCGAAACGCAAAUACGAUCCCAAACGCAAGCUCAGACAAAGCCUCGCUCGCACACGGUCAACACCAUCUCGCCUUUGUCCCCUGCUCUCUCGACGCCGAGCCAGCAGGCGCUGGACGACGCAGCUGCCGCGAAGAAGCCAAGGUCGAAUACUGUCAAUACUUAUUCACCUGUCAGGAGCAGCCCGCUCGCUCAAAGUGUGGUCAACGCUGUGCGAGCGUCUCGGGAUAGCAUGAGCAUGAGGAUGCGCGGCAAGCCAGGUGGCACUGGUGGUGAUGGGGUUGGGAGAACUCCAGGAGGGCAGGUUCCGCCGGUUGUCUCUCCUACCACCCUUACUGUGCCAUCCGCCAAUACAAGUCCUUCCGCUGCGCCUACAACGAAAGGAGGCACGGCGCCGCUGCGUAUCGCAAAGAAGACAGCUGUGGCUCAUGCAAAGCCUUCAACUCCAGCUCCGCCUCCAGCUUCUCCUCAGAUGUCUACCGCUAGUACUACGAAGAGACUUCAACCUCCCGCUACCUCUCCUAACAAAGUGCACCUCCAUCCCGACGAUGAGGCGCCGCCCACAGCAGCUUUCAUGCGGCCUAAGGCUUCGGCGCCGUCGAAGGACAAUAUUCGAACUAAGAGGAUGACGAAUUCCAUUGCCCCGCUCAUCCCGAACUGGAGCCCCGGAGCUGCACCAGCACGUUGUAAGGGAAUUUUUAGGAAUAGUUUGAGUAUGGUUCGAUGA